UGCGAGUUGCGAGUUGCGACAGGGAGUGUUGACGCCUGAGGCUGCAAGGCAUACAAAUCUUAUCGAUAAUCAGAUUGAACAACAGAAAUCUCAGGAAAAUCUUUCGGUGCAUGGAGAUCCUCCCAUGUCUCCCACCAAUUGAAACCAGUGUCCAAGCAAUUCCCAAGCCUAUAUUUACCAUGAAAUGAAAUGACAUGAGCGCACGGAAAUACAGUUCCAGUGCUAGAAUCAGAUAUUGACUCUCCCCGGCUUCGCUACCACUCCCCGCAGCCAACCAUGGCGCCCUCUGCCAACGGAAAGCAGAUGACGGUAACAGCACGCCCGAAACCAUCUUCGAAAUGGACCACGAACUUCGAUACUGUCAAGCGUGAGAAGCUCUUCCGCAGUCCACCAGAGAAGACCGCCUAUCCCAGCCUCGCGGAAGCCAUUGCUCCCCACGUCGAUUCCUUCAAUGCCGCGUUCGAGGAACACGGCCUCCUCGAGCACGCCGUCGCCGAUAUUGGCACCAAGGUGUUCGUCGACGGGCCCCUGGACCAGGUUCUACGCCGCAACCAUCUCCAUGUCCGCAUCGGCGAGGUCUUUCUGGAGAAGCCGCAACUCCCACCGACCAACAAGACGUCACCCCGCCGAGAAAUCCUCCCGUCCGAAUGUCGACAGCGGCACGCCACAUACAAAGGCAGAUUACGCGCACGAUUGCAGUAUAGGGUCAAUGACGGGGACUGGGAAGAGGUCACGCGCGACCUGGGCAGCUUGCCGAUCAUGCUGCGGACGAAGAAGUGCCAUUUGGAUGGGUUCGGUCCCGCUGAGCUCGUCCAGGCCAAGGAGGAGACGGAAGAGCUAGGAGGAUACUUCAUCGUCAACGGCAACGAAAGAAUGAUCCGAUUGCUGAUUCAGAAUCGGAGGAAUUAUCCGAUGGCGAUUACCCGGCCAUCGUUCAAGAAUCGAGGACUCUUGUAUACGGAUCACGGCAUCCAGAUUCGGUCCACGCGACCCGACCAAACCAGCGUCACGAACGUGCUGCAUUUCCUCAGCGAUGGUAACGUCAUGAUGCGAUUUUCAUGGCGAAAGAGCGAAUAUCUGGUGCCAGUGAUGAUGGUCAUGAAUGCCCUGGUGGAUACGAACGAUCGCGAGAUCUUCGAGGGGGUCGUUGGACCGGCCGGAUCAAAGGGGCUCGAGGACAAGCAAUUCGUACUGGAUCGAGCCGAAUUCUUGGUCCGAGCCUACAAAGCGUACGAACUGCAAGGAAAGCACCAAGCCCGAGCGUUUCUGGGGAGUCGGUUCAAGGUCAUCCUCCAGCUGCCGGAAGACGUCGACGAUGAUGCCGCCGGAAUAGAGUUCCUGAGAAGGAUCGUAUUACCGCAUCUCGGCAGUUUGAACGUGACGGAAUCACAGAACCGAGACAAAUUGCGGCUGCUGAUCUUCAUGGUCCGUAAGCUGUACGCGUUCGUUGGUGGAGAGUGCGCUGCCGAUGACCCCGAUCGAGCGACGAUGCAGGAAGUCCUCCUUCCCGGGUUUCUAUAUUCGAUGAUUUUGAAAGAGCGGCUCGAAGAAUGGCUCAACUCGCUCCGACCGCUGAUACGAGAAUGGGGCCAGUCGCACGGUUUCGCACCGUUCACCAGCGAAGAUUUUCGAAAGGACUUCCUCCCCAAGAUUGUUCGCAAAACGACCGAGAAUCUUGGCGGUCUCCUCGACUAUUUCCUUUCAACGGGGAAUCUAUCGAGCCCCAGCGGCCUGGACUUACAGCAAGCCUCGGGCUUCACGAUCGUGGCCGAGAAGAUCAACUUCUACCGCUUCAUCAGCCAUUUCCGAAUGGUGCAUCGUGGCAGCUUCUUCGCGGAAUUGAAGACCACAACGGUUCGAAAACUUUUGCCCGAGAGUUGGGGGUUCCUUUGCCCUAUCCAUACUCCCGACGGCUCGCCCUGUGGGCUACUCAAUCAUCUUGCCCAUAAAUGCAAGAUCGCAACCAAGAGCCUACCCGUGUCCAAUAUUCCCGGACUAAUUGCACAGUUUGGCCUGAAGAGUACCUCAUCCACGUCGUUGGAGGACAGCGUCGUUGUCCUCAUGGAUGGGAAGAUUCUUGGCUUCUGUUCUCCCCAACAAGCCAAGGCCGUCCACGACUCGCUACGACAUUGGAAGGUCACUGGAAUGCAUGAUAUCCCUCGGGAGCUCGAGAUCGGUUAUGUGCCGAAUACGACAGGAGGCCAGUAUCCGGGCGUCUACAUUUCGUCGCAACCGCAACGGAUGUAUCGACCGGUCAAGUACCUGCCUGUGAACGGCCUCGACUACAUCGGCACCUUCGAGCAGCCGUACAUGAACAUCGCCUGCACCGAACCGGAGAUUUCGGGCCAAUCGUCGCAUGUCGAGUAUGACCCAACCAACGUCCUCUCCAUCGUCGCGAACAUGACACCCUUUUCCGACUUCAACCAAUCUCCCCGUAACAUGUACCAGUGUCAGAUGGGCAAGCAGACCAUGGGAACGCCGAGCACGAGUCUCCGGUAUCGAGGAGAUAACAAGAUGUACCUCCUCCAGACGGGCCAAACGCCGAUUGUCCGUCCGCCGCUACAUAAUGAGUAUGGUUUCGACAACUUUCCCAAUGGCACGAAUGCGGUCGUGGCGGUGAUCUCCUACACCGGAUAUGACAUGGACGACGCCAUGAUUAUCAACAAGUCGGCACACGAGCGAGGGUUCGGAUAUGGGACGAUUUACAAGACUAAGAAGGUGGACCUGGCGGAGAACAAAGGGAAAGGCAACACGAAGCGGAUCGAUAAGGUGUUUGGAUUCGCUCCUGAGGGCGUGGUCUUGAACUCCUGGCGAACUACGCUUGACGAGGACGGCUUACCGAUGAUCGGCGCCCUCAUCCACGAAGGCGACGCUCUCUGCGCGACGUACACCGUGAGCCACGACCCCGAGACCAAUACCUAUCGCAGCCGAGACCACACGACGGAGGUCCACCGGUACAAGGAGAGCGAAUCCGGCUUCAUCGACGCGGUGAAAGUACUCCUCCCCGAAUCCGGCGAGGGCCCUCCGCAAGCGAUAUCCGUCACCAUCCGCAUCCCUCGCGCGCCCAUCAUCGGCGACAAAUUCUCCUCGCGCCACGGGCAGAAGGGCGUGUGCAGCCAGAAGUUCCCCGCCAUCGACCUCCCGUUCUCCGAAUCUGGGAUGCAGCCGGACGUGAUCAUCAACCCCCACGCCUUCCCGUCGCGCAUGACCAUCGGCAUGUUCGUGGAGUCUUUAGCCGGCAAGGCAGGCGCGCUGCACGGGUUCGCGCAGGAUAGUACCCCAUGGCGAUUCGACGAGCAGGACCGAGCCGUGGAGUACUUCGGUGACCAGCUCCGCGCCGCGGGCUACAACUACUACGGCAACGAACCGAUGUACAGUGGCAUCACGGGCGAGGAGCUCCACGCGGAUAUCUACGUCGGGCUGGUCUACUACCAGCGCCUGCGGCACAUGGUCAGCGACAAAUACCAGGUGCGCGCCACGGGAAUCAACGACCCAGUCACGGGCCAGCCGGUCCAAGGGCGGGCGCGCGGCGGCGGGAUCCGCGUGGGCGAGAUGGAGCGCGACUCACUCCUCGCACACGGGACGGCGUUCCUGCUGCAGGACCGGCUGCUGAACUGCUCCGACUAUACCAAGGCGUGGAUCUGCAAGGCGUGCGGGCACUUCCUGGGGGUCAGUCCGACGGUCGACGGAUGGGGGCAAGGAGGGGGGAAGGGGACGCAGAUUGUGCGGUGUCGGUACUGUGCGAAGAAGGUGGAGGGGCGGGUCGCGAAGGCGGAGGUGUGGGAGGAUGGGGAGGGGACGUUGAUGACGGGCGGGACGGACGUGAGGGUGUUGGCGGUGCCGGGGGUGUUGAAGUAUUUGGACGUGGAACUGAUGAGCAUGGGGGUGAAGAUGAAGUUCAAGGUGGGACCUUGAUGAUGAUCGCUUGGUUUCGUUGUCAAUACAGUCGUGUGGUAUAUCUUGUGGGGAAGCCGAGAAUCGAUAUCAUCAGGGACAGGGCGAGCAUCUGGCAUUGCGGGGUGUUAUGGAGGGGGGGUAUCAAUUAAGGGUUUCUAGAUACGUUAGGGUCGUGAUUUUGUGUCUAAUGAAAAGGUUCUGAGUAUGGAGCAUUUUGAUUUAAGGACUAUACAGCGUCGGGUAUAAGAAACGAUGGAGAGCGGUACGGCAUAGUGACUGAAAGAUGCACGAUCGGUAGACUGGGAGAGGAUGUGAUACACAAGUUGGUUGGCCAUCCAUUCGGUCGCGGCUCCUGUUCCUUGAAGAGUCGAAGGGGACUCUACUCCUGUCAGCUGUACCUAUAUAAGAAAGCCACAGCUUUGCUCCGUACCGAUCAUGAAU
Eremomyces bilateralis CBS 781.70 is the source of this 4338-nucleotide messenger RNA. Its product is annotated as beta and beta-prime subunits of DNA dependent RNA-polymerase. Gene Ontology annotation, molecular function: DNA-directed RNA polymerase activity; ribonucleoside binding; DNA binding. NCBI's taxonomy places the organism in Eukaryota, Fungi, Ascomycota, Dothideomycetes, Eremomycetales, Eremomycetaceae. The record is from RefSeq and is a predicted model, not a curated record. The transcript has a single exon. Bases 277 to 3915 code for a protein of 1212 amino acids. Gene Ontology annotation, cellular component: nucleus; RNA polymerase I complex. Gene Ontology annotation, biological process: DNA-templated transcription.